CCGACGUUGGCAGUCCUGACCGCGGAGCGUCUCGCGUCGUAGCGAGCCGUCGUCUGCAUCGAGUGACAGGUGACAGCGAGUGACAGUUCGUCGCCUCCCCCCUCCCCCCCCGUUCUGUUGUCGACUCGAAGAAUCGGCGGACGAGUGUCUGACGGCGAAGGCGCGCGAUGCCGCGAUGCCUCGCACGACGCCCUGGCCCUGAGCGCCGACCGACGAAGGUGCCCUCGCGUCGAACGUCAUCCUCUCCGUCGACGUCCUCGGCCGCCCUCGGAGCCGAGCGCGAUCCUCGAUCGCGAGGUCUCUCGGUGCCCGCCGAUGUCACCAUGUGAAGGCCUCUCCAGGGAUCGAUCAUCGUCAUCCUCGCCGAGAGAGAGAGACCGACUGUCAUCGACCGUCAUCUUCGUCGUCGCCAUCGGCGACGACCUCCAGCAGUUUUCUCUGACUACAAUCCAACGAGAAACAAAGAGAUAUGAGGAGGUUUAAUUGAGUCGGCUGCAAGCUUUUGCGUAGAAAAGACAAGAAUUUCUUCAGUCAAGAAAAAGAAAAAGAAAUAGCAAAGGAUAACAGAGAAUUCGGCAUGAUCCGUGGCGGGAGUAGAGCCAAUUUGGAAACAUUAGAUGGGGUGGUGGAGGCAUGGAAGCCACAGCUGGCCGACCGUCUCUUCAGAGACUCUUCAAGGACACCGUGCCAUCAGCGGGAACACCCGGAUUAGAUGUCAUAAGAGCCUUACAUCAAACGAUCGUGUCAUUGCGUACGGCUUUGGACUCAUCGCGCGAAGAGCUUCGCCGAUUGCAGGAGACCGUCGGGGAUUUCUCCAGCGAGAGCUACAUCGACACAGUGGGCCGUCUGGCUCUCGAGAAUCACGUCCUCAGACGAAGAAUCUUGAGCGGAAGCUGCGAAUUCUCGUGCAAUGCGACGACCAGCUCGCCGCUUCAGUCGAAACGCGUCCGACUCGUAGAGGAGGCCUCUCGUAUGGACCGAUCAACAGAUUCUGCAAAAACAACUAUGGACGUAUCUAAAGAAAAGGUCGACGCUGAUACUCCGGAUACAUUCAAUCAACCUGCCUCUGGACAUAGCAGCAGCAGUAACAGCAGCGGCAACGAGAGUCCCGAUCUGUCUUCUCGUGCUAGACUUCAAGCUUUAUCGAAAUCUUCGAAAACCACAGUUACCAAAGGCACCACCAGCUCGACAGUUACCGAGGCAGCAUCUACGAUGCUGAACGUUGCUCAAAGUGAGAAUGAUAAACCCUCGAUUUUGACAACGAAUGCAACUAGCAACGAGGAAGAGGCUCAAGAAAUUUCAGGCGAUGCGGUCAAUAUGGACCACUUAGAUGUUCCUGAAAAAGAUACCGAGGACUUGAGUUUGAAAUCUAUUUCCGACGGUGACAAUUCCGUAUUCAGCGAUCACGUCGAUCAACCACAGGCACCGCGCAACCAGAGUCAGGCAGGCGAUUCGUCGAGACCGAACGAACAUUCGGAGAACGAAUCGGAGGAGCUGGACGACAUCGAAUUGAUAUUUACGACAGACGAGACCUGUCGCGAUCUCGGCCUGCAAGAGGAUCUCGUAUCUAUCACGGAAACCGAGUCCUGGCAGCAUGCGAGCGCCGGAACAGGCCAGCCUGUUCUACUGAAGUAUACAAAGUCGACGGAGAACGAGUCGUUGGUCUGUAACGGCGAAAAAACCAGUUCUGUCGAGGAGGCUGUCUCCUCCCAGAGUUCCAGCAUUGAUCGCGAGGAGAGCGUCGACAGGUUCGACGAGAGUUCCAGCACCAGACUCAACAAGAUGUGGUCGCAGUGUUCCGUCCUAGUCGAGACGGAUAUCAGCAAGUGCGGCAUAGUGGAGGAUGCCGAGAGCUCAACGGGAUCGUCCUUGCGACCUGUCGCAAGAAGAAACACUCUGGCCGCCCCGCCGACAACUUACAGACCCAUUAUUCACCGAGAAGCUCUGGCUAGCAGUCGUAGAAAGAGCUCUGCUCCGUUGCGGCCCGUGAUGGACCGUAGCAGUGGUGCCCGAAGAGAAUCCGGCGCCCAGACGGACAUCUCCGCGCUUCCAGCACAAUGGCGAUCCGAAAGCUAUCUGGCCCACAAGGUCGCGCAUACCUUCACGACGUUGCCGAGCAAAUUCGCACUUCCAACAGGUGUACCCGGUCGAUUGAGGCUGUCGGACAAAACUCGAGAAGCUAGAAGAGUAAUGUUAUCAGACAUCAGUUUCACUAGCAUGGUACCAGAGUUAUCAAGAAGUGCGGAUCACUUGUGCCAUGAUCCACACGCACAGACGUGUUUCAACUCACGCGGUUACGGUCUUCGUACACCAGAAAUCCAUAGACGCGAGUCCCUGGGCUCUCCCGCAGGAUACUGGCCGCGUUGCAAUCCCGCAACAGGUCUGCCGAGUCCCUGCGACUGUCGACUCUCGACCGACCUAUAUCCUUCGCGAUAUCGCGGCUCUUUGACGUCGAUACCAUCGCCCAAUCUCGAGGUUGUCGGUGGUCCUCCGCGGAGGCAUUCUUGGAGAGCAACGGCGGCGUCCUUCGACUCAUGGAGGGUUCCGAUCGCGACUUCCACACCACGUCCGACCUGGUCCUCGAUGCCGUCCUCUCCGACACAUGUGCAUCCUCCGUCGACCUCUUCUAGAACUUCGAAAACUGCACCAAAGAGAACGCGAUCAAAGGUGACCUUCCAAGAGUGUCCAAUGACGCGCGGUAGUUUGCCGAAUUUGCGUUCGGACUUGGUCGGUGAAAACAGCGGGGAUUCCACCGAAUCGUUGAUCGACGAAGCCGAGGAUUAUUUACGGCGAAGUAUCGAUUCUAUGCUGACGAUAUCGAGUAUCAACACGGAUUAUUGGAGCAAGCAAACAGCGAGGCGAAGAAGGGCACGAAGACAUUCAGAGCCCGACUUAAUUCGCGAUUGGCAUCCCCCUCAAGAUGCCAGGCCAUAUUUGCCAAAGAUACCAAGAGAUCUCAAGUUAGAUCAUCUUGUGAAGGUCAUAUCGCCGGAGGGCAGGGUCCUUCAAGGUCGUGUGAGAUACGUAGGUCCAGUUCCAGGUCGAGAAGACGCGCACGUAGGCGUGGAGCUGCCAUAUGUUAAUGGUUCAUCUGAUGGUACUUUUCACGGCAGGAGAUUCUUCGAUUGUAUAAUUACCUUUCUCUCUUUCUCCCUUUUCAUUCCUCUUCAAAAUCUGAUAGCUCCAAUCGUCUCAGCUUUAAUCAAGAAUAAGUCUGUCAUUAACAGCGAGCCGGAUCGUGCGAUCUUCGUCCCGUUCAAGAAGGUGGUGCUCGCCUGGUGUACCACUUGACCCGAAGCACCGACUCCCCUGGUCCCUCCUCGUAUUCUACUCUCCCAGUACACGAUGUAAGAAGAAAGUGAUGAAGAGUGAGAGAGAAAAAAUUCGGCACACGUAAGUCGUAUUUACAAAUUAUAUUGGAGUUAGCCAGUUCUCUGGUUAGAUUCAAACCAGAGAUAAUGCGACUAUUUAUAAUCUUUGUCGAUUAAUUCUCUCAUCCCCAUACGGAAUUGUAUAGCUGUUUAACUACGUGUGUAUUAAAAUUAUCAAAAUUAAAAAAAAAAAUAAUUUUGGACGCCAAUAUAAUAAUAAAUGCUGUAUCAUAUAUCGGUGUAAUACUAUAAAACAUGUAUGUAUGUAACAUACACACACGCACUAUAUGUAUAUACGUACAUACAUACACUCAUCCAAUGUUAUACUAUAGCUUCUUCUGUUUGAGAACACGUUUAAUGGAUGGAUCAUCACUACUAGUGACGAAUUCCACCAUAUAUCGAUAUGUCUCAUUGUACCUAAUUGUUUAUAAAAUAUUUUUCUUAUAUAUAGGAAGCGAAAUUAACGAAGUCUCAUGGUGUGCCUUUCUAAUAAUGCAAUCGGAGGAGUAAAUCGAAACUUGUUAAAAUUUCAGAAGGAAAGACAAACCAUGAAAUUUUGCAAACUUUUGUCGUCCUACUCGCAUUAACAUGAUGUAUGUACAAAUCGCAAAAAUGAUUUUCACAAUGUUCAAUGUGUGAUAUCAUAUACCAAAAAAAAACAAGUAUAUAAAGAUCUAUAUAACUUUGAAGUAAAUAUAGUAUUGUGUUACGCUCUAAAGAUAAGAACAAAUAUAUUUUGUUGAACAGUGAAUUUGGGAAUGAGGGAAUUAAAUUACAUCUUCAUCUAUAACUGGAAGAUAAAAGCAACAUCAGCCGCUGAUUAAUUUUUGGCAAGAAUAAUCAAAAUUACCUAUUAAUUAUUAAUUAAUAUCGUUUCUAUGAAUGAUAAUUCGAGAGGCUAUGUGCAGCGAACGCUGAUCUUUUAUUUGGAAUGGCGUAGCAUUGCGAUUGUACUUCAAUCUCAAUAAUGACUUGAUAAUAGGUCUGUUGUUUUCAGUUGUACUAGUUCAGAAUUUAUCGGUUUCCUUCUAAUAUAGAGUAAAAAAGAUAAACUCUGAACUGGCUGCACUAUUCCAGAAUUUAUCUUUUUCUUUUCGAUGUGGAAUAAAAAAGAUAAACUAUAAACUAGUACAGCCAGUUCAGCUGAAAAGAAUAGACUUGUAAUGUUUACGCUGUGACAUUAUAACAUUAAGUUGUUAAGAGAAAGAUUGUGUUCCUUUUUUAAAGGAAAAUGACAGAUUUAUUAUAUUUUGGCUACUACGAUUACUUAUUAUUAUUAAUACAUACAUCGAGAAAACUUUCAUAUUAUUCCGAGCACACUAUUGUAACAAUAUGAAAAAAAAAAUUCUCGUUGAAGAAUUUUGUACUUAACGGAUUAUUUUCUCCGUUGUAUAAUCGCCGACAUUCUAUUCCUCUUAUUGUUAUUAAAUGUCGAUUCAAAUUCUUUUCUUUAAGAAAAGUUUGCAUAUUCCUUCAGGAUGCCCCAAUCUAAUUAGAUUAUUUGACACGAAAGAAUGUGGCACAAAAUAUUUUCAUAAGUUUUCAUAGUCAUAAGUAAGAAGCGUUGGAUAAAGUGGUAGAGUAUUUAUCUGGUGAUUGGAUAGCUUCGAGCAAUUUCGAGUUCAAGUUUGUCCCGAAUAUUUCAUAUAUCUCUGAUUUCGCAGAUUAUAAAGAUUUAAUCUCGUUGUUACGAAUUAAAACUUAUCUGACGCCGUGUUACAUUAAGAAAAGUUAAUUAAAUAAAAGAGUUACAAAUAUUCUAUUAUAUUAAAAUAUCAA
Nylanderia fulva is the source of this 5150-nucleotide messenger RNA. RefSeq lists its product as uncharacterized. NCBI's taxonomy places the organism in Eukaryota, Metazoa, Arthropoda, Insecta, Hymenoptera, Formicidae. The record is from RefSeq and is a predicted model, not a curated record.